Chinchilla lanigera (long-tailed chinchilla) is the source of this 583-nucleotide messenger RNA. Its product is annotated as cytochrome P450 2D17-like. Gene Ontology annotation, biological process: xenobiotic metabolic process; arachidonate metabolic process. Gene Ontology annotation, molecular function: oxidoreductase activity, acting on paired donors, with incorporation or reduction of molecular oxygen, reduced flavin or flavoprotein as one donor, and incorporation of one atom of oxygen; heme binding; iron ion binding. Lineage: Eukaryota; Metazoa; Chordata; Mammalia; Rodentia; Chinchillidae. Gene Ontology annotation, cellular component: cytoplasm; intracellular membrane-bounded organelle. The record is from RefSeq and is a predicted model, not a curated record.
UCUGAAGGAGGACUCUGGCUUGGUGCCUCAGGUGCUGAACGCAGUCCCCUUCCUCCUGCGCAUCCCUGGGGUGGCUGAGAAGGCCUUGCCUGCACUGAAAGCCUUCUUGGCCCUGCUGGAUGAGCUGUUGACAGAGCACGGGACGAGCCGGGACCCAACCCAGCCACCCCGAGACCUGACUGACGCCUUCCUGGCUGAGGUGGAGAAGGCCGAGGGGAACCCGGAGAGCAGCUUCAAUGAUGAGAACCUGCGCAUGGUUGUGCUUGACCUGUUCACAGCAGGGAUGGUGACCACCUUGACCACCAUGGCCUGGGCCCUGCUGCUCAUGAUCCUGCACCCGGAUGUGCAGCGCCGUGUCCAGCAGGAGAUCGAUGAAGUGAUAGGCCAGGGGCGGCGCCCAGAGAUGGGGGACCAGGCCCGCAUGCCCUUCACCAAUGCCGUGAUUCAUGAGGUACAGUUCUUUCGGCACAUUGACCCAUUGGGUACACCCCACAUGACGUCCCGUGACACUGAAGUUCAGGGCUUCCUCAUCCUCAAGAUAGGUGUGGGGUCCCUCUUUCCAACAUGACCACUCCCAGGUGAG